Messenger RNA from Coregonus sp. 'balchen', 20289 nucleotides. NCBI's taxonomy places the organism in Eukaryota, Metazoa, Chordata, Actinopteri, Salmoniformes, Salmonidae. The record is from the annotation of a GenBank genome assembly.
AUGGGUUCCCAAGCUCUUCAGAUACUGCGGCAGGGGGUGUGGGCUUCACUCACAGGAGGCUGGUACGUGGACCCCCACCAGAGCACGUUCUCCAACUGCUUCCACCUGUACCUCUGGAUCUUUCUCCUGGCCGUCCCUUUCCUGCUUUACAUGGUGAGGAUUCAUGGAGGGGACCAUUUUGUUAUUUCUGUAGAUAAAGGGUGGAAGAAUUCCUUUUCUCUAGGAAUUCUCUUUUAACUGGAUCUAAAGUUAGUCAGGCACUUUUUACAUGCUGCACUAAUAAACGUAUACCAGACGGCCACUAUUCAGAUAAAAUGAGAACUGGUUUUAUCAUAGAACAGAGGAGCAGAACCAUGUUGGGAACAGAGUAGGAGAUUACCAUUUUCCCUUGGUGUUAAUUCAAUACAGUAUUUUCUUCCACACUUGACGUCCUAUUGCUUCUCUUUACCUUAAUGUUUGAGCUUUUGUUUACACAUGUUAGUAUUUGCUCUAGUGAAGAGUGCUGCCUGUAAACCAGGCUUGUAAUGUCUGUCAUCUUUGUGGAGUGGUCCUUCCUUGUCUGUAAUAUGAUGUCCAAUAUUUCCAUGUGCCUGCCUAUCUAGGUGAAGCGUUUGUGUUCUGGUUCUUUUACUGGCAUUGAGUUAAGGGUGUUGUUUCAGUACCCUUAUCAUGGGCUAGUCCUACUUUUAUUCCUAGCUCUGCUCACUAUUUAUUCUCCCCUGUGGUCAUCCCGUCCAGUCUCUCCCCCCCAGCCUGGUUGUGGCAGCUGUGUACUGUGCUGUGGUGGUGGCCUUCUUCACAGCCAUAAAGGCAGUGAACUUCCACCUCCAUGCCAUGUUCGACCUGGGGGAGAUAGUGGAGAAGAGGCAGGCGUCGCUCAUAACCGACGUCCCACGGCUACAAGAGGGGGAUGAUGGGUCAGGAGGCCACGACGGGAACCAGCAUUGGUACUGAAGGAGAUUUCCAUAUCCUGAUGGAAUCAUUUCUUGUCAAUCUUUGUAAAAAAACAAGAUGUUAUUCUAUGUACAUCCGAGUGAAGAGGCUCUUUUGUGUUGAUACUUUGAGGGCUGUUAUUUCACAUGAUUGGGGACAGAUUUUAGUAUUAUGUUUUUUCAUGCUGGUAUGUGUGCUCCCAUCUCAGGGACAGUAAUGUUGGUGUGGAGAUGACUGUGUUCAGAAAGGUCAACUCAACACCUCCAGUUCGCUGCAGCUCCCAGCACACUCUGUUUGGACUCAACCAGGUGUCGGUGAGGACUGCCUUGCAUUUACACAGCACACAAACAUAUUCUCUUAAGCCUUAGCCUACCAUUUCCGUGCCUCUGCAGAAAUCUAAUUAACAUAAUAAUAAAAAAUCCCCAUCAAAAUCGGUCUGUUAAAGCUAGAGAUAUGUUUUUUGCAUGGGCUGUCUCAAUCCACCGAUAUCGCCCUUCAGCAUCUGCGGUGAAAGGUGGCAGAGCUAGAGCGGUGUUUGUCAGACCAUGAGACAUCCCGAAAAUCUGUCUUUGAACAGUUUGGCCACUCUAUUGAAAGAUGAGACUCUCAUGAACAUGAUGGUGUUCUCCGUUUUGCUCUAGAACGCUCACAAGACUGGUCUGAAGUCGGUACAACCUCUUCUGCCAACUUCUGUCUGUAGCGUCCCAACUGUUUGGGCUACAUGCGAUUUUGCUCUAGGACACUCACAAGACUCGUCUGAAGGUCCCUGGUACCAGUAAAAAAAAAAUGAAUGGAAGUGUAAUGGAGAUAAUUUAGUGCCUAAAUAAGGGAAGGGUUAACUUAUUUCCAUGCAGCAAACUGCACACUUCAUGCAGGAACAUUACAUUAUUGGGUUGUUUAAUCGAUUGUAUUCCCAUGCAAAUUAUUUAUAUUCCUAUGAUAUUCAUUCUUAAUCUAACAAAUGUUUUGUUUUUUUCCUCAGGAGUUUUUGCCCCAGCUUGAUGCCAGUGGAGUCUCCAAGGGUAUAGUAUAUAUAAUCUAACCCCACUCUAACCUCAGUGUGGUUGGUAAAGCUGUUCUGACUGAGGGAUGAGUAGAUUUUUGUCCAACAUGGUUAGCAGUCUAAUUUAGGGACUACUUCUUCUGUUCUCAGAUAUCAAGGAUCUGAUGCGAGAGGAAGGCACCAAUAACUUGAUUGUCACGUCAGCUCGCCGGGAGAUCUUCUGCCACAGCUCCCAGGACCCCAUCCGUAAGCAUAUCAUUACACUGCAAAUAGGCAUCUCAUCUUUUGUCCAUGUUGGUCUUUGCUUUGGCAUGUGUGUACUAAGUUUGGUCUUUCACUUACAGAUGUUGCCAACAUGGACCCGUCCUGCUUGGCUGCUGCUGUAGGGGGAGAGUUCCCUGGUCUAAGGGGAGUGGGAACAGGGAUAGCAGGGGGAUUUGGUAGCUUACAACCUGGGAUGUGCAUCUCCAUCCCCCCCUCCCCCUCCAGUCAGGAAGACGGAGGAGAGAAAGGCCAGUUGGAGGAGAUUGAGGGGAUGCUGGAGCAGCUUUCCCAGCAUAGUCCUGACGAGACCUACUCCCCCCUGGGCCCCUCUGCUGAGUCAGGGAGCCUGGGGGACGCUCCCAUCAGCCCCCUCAUAAAGAGCAGUCUGAGUGAGGAGCUGAGUGAGAACCUGCUUGGGCUGGGCCUUGACCCCGUGGCCUUCGCCCCAGGAACAGAGCACCCAGGCAGCCGCAGUGGGGUGGCCAUGACUGGCGGCUCCACAGACAGCUGCUUCAGCGGGGGCGGAGCGACCACGGACCGCGAGACCCGCAGCACAGUCAGCAGCUACCGCAGUGAGAAGACUGACUCCACCCGGCUGGAGAGCCCUUCACUCAGCCUGCCACGGAACAUAGACUCAGGGACCCCAACCUCUGCCCAAGCCCUGGGCACCAGUACCCUAGAGCCAGCAGAGGAGUCAGUACUGCAGGGGGGCAGUGAUACUGACGACCUGUCGGACAGCGAACUACUGCGCUCCCCUGCCAAAGAGCUCUCUCUGGGCCAGGGGCUUGAUAAGACACUAGUGGAAGGGGAGGAUUUGCCACCUGUCCCCUCAGAUAUUCAACAUCCCCACUCCCUCCAGGACUUGUCUCCCUCCAGUAGUGGGCACUCAGAGGCAUGUGAUCUGAACAGGACAGUCCCCGUUCCCCCCCUCCCCCCUCCGCGGCAGGCUAGCUCGGUGCCGUCAGGGCUGGCCCUGGGUCUAGUGUCUUCUGAACCUGCUCUUCCUGUUUCCUCUAUCCCCUUCCUGCACUCUGAGCAGCCCUCUCUGCAGGCCCAGCAGGUGGUGCGCCCCAAAGACUUGAAGCUGCUGCGGACUGGUGGCAGUAGUGUGGGCCACCGGCCUGGCCGCAGGAAAGCCCCUCGCAAGCGAGGUGGAGCGGGAAGCAGCAGCUUUGACUGUGGCUCCUACAGGAGGCACCACAACCACGGACAGCACAGAGACUACAUCCCAGUGCGCAGCCGGCUGGGGGCUAAGACCUACAGCGAGAGCAUGUUUGAGGACUCCAGUGACGAGGACGACGGCAGUGACAUGAGCGCCGGGUCCAGUCUGGGCUCCCAGAGACACUACAGCUCUGACGAUGAUGAUUCAAGCUCCUCUACCUCCUGCUACUCCCCGACCUAGCUAACGCUGGUGUUACGAACACGCCCCCCUCCUCCACCCAGCUGCCCAUCCCCAGGGAAGGAGAGUUGUCUGAGACGUCUGGCCCCACCCUCUCCCAGAGGCCACAGAGGUCAGCCAGCACGGCUAGUGCUAAGACUCAUGCCAGAGUGCUCAGUAUGGAUGGUGCUGGUGGGGGCCACACUAACACUGUGGUCCUGCCCUCCACCAUGCUGACCUCCUCCACCCCCGCCCCACGACCCCUCACCAUUUCCAAGUCAGACCUGGAGGCCCAGACCAGCCACACAGACGGCUUCCCUGGAACUCACCACCACCACCUGGACUCUCUGGGAGGCUCCUGGGCUGGCAACCAGACGGGCUGGAGGGCUGGGGAACUGGUGGAGGAGGGAGCUGUGGGGGGAGGUGAGACAUAUUAUUCACUCGAACUCUGGCCCUGUAUUCAUAAAGUGUGCUGAUCUAGGGUCAGGUCCCCCCUGUCCAUUCAUUAUAAUCUAAAAGGCAAAACUGAUUCUAGAUUAGCACUCCUACUCUGAUAGUCCCAUUCAAGAUGGAAAGCUCUGAAAUGUGAAACUGUAAAAUAAUUACACUCAAACUUGUAUUUUCCUACUAGUACUGGCUUUGCUGAUAACUACCUUAUUGAGGAAAAAUUUACUUACUACGACUGUUACAGUGAGGGAAAAAAGUAUUUGAUCCCCUGCUGAUUUUGAACGUUUGCCCACUGACAAAGAAAUUAUCAGUCUAUAAUUUUAAUGGCAGGUUUAUUUGAACAGUGAGAGACAGAAUAACAACAAACGAAUCCAGAAAAACGCAUGUCAAAAAUGUUAUGAAUUGAUUUGCAUUUUAAUGAGGGAAAUAAGUAUUUGACCCCUCUGCAAAACAUGACUUAGUACUUGGUGGCAAAACCCUUGUUGGCAAUCACAGAGGUCAGACGUUUCUUGUAGUUGGCCACCAGGUUUGCACAUAUCUCAGGAGGGAUUUUGUCACACUCCUCUUUGCAGAUCUUCUCCCAUCUUCUCUUCAGACCCAUUUUCAAUGCCCUGGCUGAGGGAAGGAGGUUCUCACCCAAGAUUUGACGGUACAUGGCCCCGUCCAUCGUCCCUUUGAUGCGGUGAAGUUGUCCUGUCCCCUUAGCAGAAAAACACCCCCAAAGCAUUAUGUCAAACAUGGAGGUGGGAAUGGUGUCUUGGGGUCAUAGGCAGCAUUGCUCCUCCUCCAAACACGGCGAGUUGAGUUGAUGCCAGAGCUCCAUUUUGGUCUCAUCAGACCACAACACUUUCACCCAGUUCUCCUCUGAAUCAUUCAGAUGUUCAUUGGCAAACUUCAGACGGCCCUGUAUAUGUGCUUUCUUGAGCAGGGGGACCUUGCGGGCGCUGCAGGAUUUCAGUCCUUCAUGGCGUAGUGUGUUACCAAUUGUUUUCUUGGUGACUAUGGUCCCAGCUGCCUUGAGAUCAUUGACAAGAUCCUCCCGUGUAGUUCUGGGCUGAUUCCUCACCGUUCUCAUGAUCAUUGCAACUCCACGACGUGAGAUCUUGCAUGGAGCCCCAGGCCGAGGGAGAUUGACAGUUAUUUUGUGUUUCUUCCAUUUGGAAAUAAUCGCACCAACUGUUGUCACCUUCUCACCAAGCUGCUUGGCGAUGGUCUUGUAGCCCAUUCCAGCCUUGUGUAGGUCUACAAUCUUGUCCCUGACAUCCUUGGAGAGCUCUUUGGUCUUGGCCAUGGUGGAGAGUUUGGAAUCUGAUUGAUUGAUUGCUUCUGUGGACAGGUGUCUUUUAUGCAGGUAACAAACUGAGAUUAGGAGCACUCCCUUUAAGAGUGUGCUCCUAAUCUCAGCUCGUUACCUGUAUAAAAGACACCUGGGAGCCAGAAAUCUUUUUGAUUGCGAGGGGGUCAAAUACUUAUUUCCCUCAUUAAAAUGCAAAUCAAUUUAUAACAUUUUUGACAUGCGAUUUUCUUGUUUUUGUUGUUGUUAUUCUGUCUCUCACUGUUCAAAUAAACCUACCAUUAAAAUUAUAGACUGAUCAUUUCUUUGUCAGUGGGCAAACUUACAAAAUCAGCAGGGGAUCAAAUACUUUUUUCCCUCACUGUAUAUAUGGUUGUCUCACCUAGCUAUCUUAAGAUGAAUGCACUAACUGUAUGUCGCUCUGGAUAAGAACGCCUGCUAAAUGACUAAUGUAAUUUAAAGAUAGAUUGUUUGCUGUAUUUACUAGAUUAAUCAGGGCCAUGUUGGUAUUUCUAGAACUCAACAUCUGAAAUGUACAUCCUGGUACUAAUGUGAAUAUAUGCUGCCCUCAGCUCUGGCCCCAGAGGAGGGGGGCAAGCGGGACUCAGUGAGCAGUGUGAAGAGGACCCAGGCCAUCCGCAGGAGACACAACGCGGGGAGCAACCCCACACCACCCCCCUCUACCAUGGGCUCCCCACCCAGGUUGGUCCAGUGUAACACUUCCACACCAUUCGUUCUAGCCAUAUCCCUUAUGCCAAUCACCUCCGUAUGUCCAUGCUACAUAAAGCCCAUCUCCUGUGUCUUCCUGUAGUCUCCAGGACCUCCAACGUGCCCGUACCUCCUCACAUUCGCGGACCCGGACCCUGCCCUCUGCCUUACAGUUUGCCACCUCACUGCUGCUGCCCCGCGGGGGGGUCCACGAGGCCUCUACCUUCGACGACACCACAGAGGGGGCUGUGCACUACUUCUAUGACGAGGGUGGUGAGUGUGUGGUGAUGUUAGACUGGGGCUAGCUUUAGGGAAGGGACGAGUUGGGGAGGUGAUUCUGUCCCAGUUUACACUGUAGUGGAUGCUCUCCAUUCAUUGCUGAUGUUUUUUCAGGAGUGAAGAGAUCGUACACGUUUGGACCUGCUGGAGGGGGUUUUGAGGACCCAGUGGUGUAAGUGUCUCUCUCUGAUGAGCCUUAGGCUCGUUGUUUGAAACUGAUAUUGAUAUAAUGUCUGAGCCCCACCCUCUUCUUCAUGUCUGAGCCCCUCCCUCUUCUUCUCCUCUCAGGGAGCGGGAAAGACAGUCCCAAUCCUCCAGCUUCACCUCCACUGAUGUCCAGGAGGGGGCCCCGGUGCUCACCGUGCUCCAGCCCAGGCCUGUGGUUUUGCAGGGCAUGCAGGUGCGCAGGGUGCCCCUGGAGAUGUCAGAGAUGCCAGAGGUGAGACACCAUUAGAAUUAGUUUCAGCAGCGUAUCAUGUAUUUUAGACAAAUCAACCCUCUGGACAUUUCUUGUAUAUCCCUGUAAAUAUGGCUUUUGUUUUUGUAGAAUAUGCAUGAUAUUUGACUCAAAGUCCCGCCUCUGUCUCUAGUUUGACCUGGACCAUGAGUCUCUGCAUGAGUCCCAGGAGAACACGCUGAUGAUCGAAGAGAAGUCCAAGCCAAAACAGUACUACCGUUUCUGGGUGCUGCCAGGCAAGUGGCUGAGGGUGCGCUAUGACCGUCUGGCCCUGCUGGCACUGCUGGACAGGUGAGAUACAGCAGCUAGCUAGCUAGUUUAUCACAGUGGUAAUAUCACCCAAUGAGGCACAGCAGCUAGCUAGUUUAUCACAGUGGUAAUAUCACCCAAUGAGGCACAGCAGCUAGCUAGUUUAUCACAGUGGUAAUAUCACCCAAUGAGGCACAGCAGCUAGCUAGUUUAUCUCAGUGGUAAUAUCACCCAAUGAAGCACAGCAGCUAGCUAGUUUAUCACAGUGGUAAUAUCACCCAAUGAGGCACAGCAGCUAGCUAGUUUAUCACAGUGGUAAUAUCACCCAAUGUUUGUCAUCCGUAUUGAGGAGAAAGCCAUAGUUCCGUUAGAGGUCUAUACUGUGGAGGGACAGUGUUAGGGUUUCAAAACUUGGGAAUGUUGGUAAAGUUAAUGGAGUUUUGCAACCCUGGACAGUAUAAAUUACCUCCUACUGUAUCUUCCAUUGUGUGUCUCCUGUAGGAACCGUGGUGUAGGGGAGAAUGUGUUUGCGGUGGCGCUGGCCAGCAUGGUGGCUUUCCUGGGGUUCCUGCUGCUCUUGCAGGGUUUCUUCAGGGACAUCUGGGUCUUCCAGUUCUGCCUGGUCAUCGCCAGCUGUCAGUACUCACUACUAAAGGUACACGAUUCAAGUCUUAUUCAAUUCCUAUACCCUUUAAAAUAUUAAUUCAGGUGUCUGGUUGAAUUGUUCAUCAACUGCCGAUCCAUUUUAGUUGUUAAAACUGUUAUAGACUAAAGUAAUGUGUUAAAAUGUCUGAACUGACACUCUGGUUUCUCCUUCCUCAGAGUGUUCAACCAGAUGCAGCCUCCCCAAUGCAUGUAGGUACAUGUCAUCCAAACAUCUGUCUUGGUCAUUAUCAAGUUUGUAACCGUUCCAUUGUUGAUUCUUGUUUUGCUGACACAACCUGAUGACUGUCUGGUCUAACCCAUCAGGGCCAUAACUGGAUCAUUGUGUACAGUCGGCCCGUCUACUUCUGCCUGUGCUGUGCUCUCGUCUGGGUGUUUGACCUGGCUGGGCGCUCGGGCAACCUGCAGCCCUUCUCCCUCUACGGUGUCACCUUCUUCUCCACUCACUUCCUGCUCUGUGCCAGGGACGUGCUCAUAGGUCAGUCAGAGUUAGACACUUCUAGCUGUGUGCUUUUGCAGAUGUAUUUUGUCUUGUAUUGUGACCAACAGACCCACUCACACACUUUCUCCCUCUCUAUCUCUUUCUUCCCCCCAGUGUUCGCCUUGUGUUUCCCCAUCAUUUUCCUGUUUGGGCUUUUACCUCAGGUCAACACCUUCCUCAUGUGUCUUCUGGAGCAGGUCGACAUGCACAUUUUUGGGGGAACGGGUAAGACGGUUCCAUAACAUUCACAGUUACGCACAACAUACUGUUAUUUGUUGAGUGAUGCCUGUUGACCUUGUUGUGUGUGGGUCCCUCUCCACAGCCACCACCAGCCCCCUGUCUUCCCUGUACAGCCUCUUACGCAGUGUGUUGGUGACCGUGCUGCUCUAUGGAUUCUGCCUCGGUGCUAUCAUUGCUCCCUGGGAACAUCCCCAUGUGCCAGUACUGUUCUCUGUGUUCUGUGGUCUACUCCUGGCCUGCUCCUACCACCUGAGCCGCCAAAGCAGUGACCCCAUCAUCCUGUGGUCAGUGUACCUCUGGUUAAUGGUCUGUCUGGUUAAUGAGAACACACCUCUGCAAAGAUGAACAUUAACGUGAUGAUAACCAAGAAAUAUAUACCUAGUGGUACCUUUUAGUACAUUAAAGCGCCUUCGGAAAGUAUUCAGACCCCUUGACUUUUUCCACAUUUUGUUACGUUACAGCCUUGUUCUAAAAUUGACUAAAUAGUUUUUUUCCCCUCAUCAAUCUACGCACAAUACCCCAUAAUGACAAAGCGAAACAGGUUUUUAGAAAUGUUUGCGAAUGCACUGUAGCUAACAUUCCCAGAUCCUAGCUAUCAUUUGAACAACUACUCCAUCCCCUUUCUCUCAAGUUGAACUUCUCCCUGCAUGUGUUUUGCUCUAGGUCUCUGGUCCGCUCCAAGUUCUUUCCUGAGCUGGAGGGUCGGACCCCUGAGGAGCCUCCUCUGGAGAUCAAAGACCCCCUGCCUGAGAAACUACGCAACUCUGUGGUAAGAUCAAGGAUGCAUCCCAAAUGGCUCCAUAUUCACUAUGUAGUGCACUACUAUUGACAAAGGCCCAUUUGGGAUGCAUACCAAGGCCCUGCUCUUGGUUUUCAGAGUUUUUAAAACCAUUUCCGUCUCUCUGUGUGUUUUACAGAAAGAGAUUUUCCACUCUGACCUGGUCAUGUGUCCUCUCAUGGCUGUCAUCACGUUUGCCAUCAGUGCCAGCACUGUCUUCAUCGCUCUGCAGGUCAGUCAACACCUGUUCGACCAGAGAUGGAAGAAGAGAUAGGAUGUUUCAAUGUAUAGAGGGAGUCCUUUUGAUUGGUUAUGGCACUCUCCAGUGUGAGUGUGUGAUCUCUGAGACCACCUGUUCUUCCUCUCCCCUGCAGCCUGCUCUAAGUUACGUCCUGUACAUGGUGGCCGGGGUGGUGGGCUUCAUCACACACUACCUGCUGCCUCAGCUCCGCAAGCAGCUGCCCUGGUUCUGCCUGGCCCACCCAGUGCUUCGCUCCCGAGAGUACAGCCAGUUUGAGGUCCGCGGUGAGUAGCAACCCACCUCCCUCUAAACUCACUCACUCACAUUCACACAUCCGUAAGAAUUGUGUCAAAGCCUCAGGUUUGUCAUUGAUUGUUUGCUGUGCCCUGUUCCUCCCAGAUGCCGCCCAGCUGAUGUGGUUUGAGAAGCUGUAUGCGUGGCUGCAGUGUGUGGAGAAGUAUUUCAUCUACCCGGCGGUGGUGCUCAACUCCCUCACUACAGAGGCCCAGCUUGUCAGCCAGAACCCAAUGAAGCUGGACAUCUAGUAAGCAACCCAGCUAUCCCCUACCAACCUCCCCACCAUACAUACACCCUCCUCUUCUGAAUCUCAUCCCAUUCCUCUGUCCGUCCAAUCAGAGUUCAGUGAGAAUAUGCUUUGUAUUUGCAUCAUAUGUAUUUUAAUGUCCCCUCCUCUCUCUCCCUUCCCCUCUCUCUCUCUCUCCCCCUUCCCCUCUGUCUCUCUCCCUUCCUCUCUCUCCCUUCCUCUCUCUCUCCCUCUCCCUUCCCUUCUCUCUCUAUCUCUCUCCUUCCCCUCUCUCUCUCUUCCUUCCUUCCUCUCUCUCUUCUCUCCUCUCUCUCUCUCUCUCUCUCUCGCUCUCUCUCUUUCUCUUCUCUCUCUCUCUCUUUCUUCCCCUCUCUCUCCCUUCUCUCUCCUCUCCUCUUCCGUCUCUCUCUCUCUCUCUCUCUCUCUUUCUCUCUCUCUCUCUCUCUCUCUUCUCUCUCUCUCUUCUCUUUCUCUUUCUCUUUUUCUCUCUUUCUCGCGCCUUUCUCUUCUGUCUUUUCUCUUCUUUUCUCUUUCUCUCUUUUCUCUCUCUCUUUCUCUCUCUUCUCUCUGCCUCCUCUCUCCCUUCCCCCCUCUCUCUCUGCCCUUCCCCCCUCUCUCUCCUCUCCUCCCCCUCUCUCUCCCCUCUCGUCUCUCCUCCCCCUCUCUCCUCCCUCUCUCUCUCCGUCCCCCCCUCCUCCAGUGGACGUGCUCUGUUCAUCUCUCUGGCGGGGAUGAAGCUGCUGCGCUCGUCAUUCUGCUCCCCGUCUCUGCAGUACGUCACGCUGUGCUUCACCGCCCUCUUCUUCCUCUUCGACUACCCACACUUCUCAGAGACCUUCCUGCUCGACUACUACCUCAUGUCGAUCCUCUUCAGCAAGGUACCCCCCUAGACCUUAAGUCCUUUCUGGCUAUGCAAAAAAGGACUCCAUGAGGUGUUUGAUUGCUGACAUUGGAUUGUAUGGUUUCUCUUUACAGCUCUGGGACCUGCUCUACAAGCUGCGUUUUGUCCUCACCUACAUCGCUCCCUGGCAGAUCACCUGGGGCUCCGCCUUCCAUGCCUUUGCCCAGCCCUUCGCUGUGCCCCGUAUCCCUCUACACUGGCACUGUGAUCUGUAGAAAACUCUUUGUUAGAACUUAACAAGGAUGUAGUCUUUCUGCACUCCCACUUGCUAAUUUGCCAGUGAAACAAAGUGUGUAAGAACACUAAAUGCUGUGUCCAUUGGCUGCACUGUGUGUUAGUGGUGUCUGUCAGAGCUCCUUAACCCCCUCUGUUCCUCAGACUCAGCCAUGCUGUUUGUCCAGGCUGUGUUCUCUGCUCUCUUCUCCACCCCCCUCAACCCUGUCCUGGGCAGUGCUGUGUUCGUCACCUCCUACACCAGGCCUGUCAAGUUCUGGGAGAGAGACUACAAGUGAGCUUCCCUUUUCCAAGAGUCAGGGAGAUGUAGAGAUGUAGCCUCAAGCAGACCUGGGCAUUGUCCCGGACACCAGCAGUUGAUGUGCUUUUAUUGCAGUUAAGAGGUCAAUGUUAACCAGAUGAAGGAGAUUAACGCUACGUCUAAAUCGAUCUGUUGCAGUGAAAGCUAGCUGACUGCAUUAUCCUUUUACACAGCCACCACCUGUCUCAUCAGUAGUACACUGUAUAGGAGUUGCUAGAGCCUCUGUCAACCAGUUAUCAUACAUGUCUUUCCAGCACCAAGCGGGUUGAUCACUCCAACACUCGACUGGCCACCCAGUUGGACCGCAACCCAGGUCAGCUAAUACCGCCACAGCCUUCCCUCAUCUAACACAAGUCAUCAUUCUUUAAAAGUACUCUGUUCUCAUGCCUGUGGUCUCCUCUCUUCCAGGUGCUGACGACAACAACCUGAACUCUAUCUUCUAUGAGCACCUGACACGCUCACUGCAGCACAGCCUGUGUGGUGAUCUGUUGUUGGGCCGCUGGGGAAACUACACCACGGGAGACUGCUUCAUCCUGGCCUCCGACUACCUCAACGCCCUGGUGCACAUCAUCGAGAUCGGCAACGGCCUGGUCACCUUCCAGCUGAGGGGGCUGGAGUUCAGGGGUGAGCAUGGAGGGAGGUGGUGAGAUGGUUGGAGAGAGGGUGGGGGAGGUGGUGGCAGGGGGAGAGGUUGUGAGAGGGAGGGAGGGAAGGGGUUUGGGAUAGAAGGAAUUUUUAUGGAACUGAGUUCAGUGUGGUAAUCUUGAAUGGUUUGAACAUGAGAUAGUGUUCUGGACUUGUCUGUAUCCUAUUCUCUUUCAUUCUGUUGUUCUCUCUCCCUCAUCCCCCCUGUCUCUCCCUCAUCCCCCCUGUCUCUCUCCCUCAUCCCCCCUGUCUCUCUCCCUCAUCCCCCCUGUCUCUCUCCCUCAUCCCCCUGUCUCUCUCCCUCAUCCCCCUGUCUCUCUCCCUCAUCCCCUGUCUCUCUCCCUCAUCCCCCCGUCUCUCUCCCUCAUCCCCCCUGUCUCUCUCCCCUCAUCCCCCCUGUCUCUCUCCCUCAUCCCCCUGUCUCUCUCCCUCAUCCCCCCCUGUCUCUCUCCCUCAUCCCCCCUGUCUCUCUCCCUCAUCCCCCCUGUCCUCUCUCCCUCAUCCCCCCUGUCUCUCUCCUCCCCUCAUCCCCCCUGUCUCUCUCCCUCAUCCCCCCUGUCUCUCUCCCCCUCAUCCCCCCUGUCUCUCUCCCUCAUCCCCCCUGUCUCUCUCCCUCAUCCCCCUGUCUCUCUCCCUCAUCCCCCCUGUCUCUCUCCCUCAUCCCCCCUGUCUCUCUCCCUCAUCCCCCCCGUCUCUCUCCCUCAUCCCCCCCGUCUCUCUCCCUCAUCCCCCCCGUCUCUCUCCCAGGUACGUACUGCCAGCAGCGGGAGGUGGAGGCCAUCACCGAGGGGGUGGAGGAGGACGAGGGCUGCUGUUGCUGUGAGCCAGGUCACCUGCCCCACAUGCUGUCCUUCAACGCAGCGUUCGGCCAGCGCUGGCUGGCCUGGGAGGUGGCCUCCACUAAGUACGUCCUGGAGGGCUACAGCAUCAGCGACAACAACGCCGCCUCCAUGCUGCAAGUGUUCGACCUGCGCAAGAUCCUCAUUACCUACUACGUCAAGGUAUGAUCCACACUGAUCUUACAGUUAACUGUAAAAUGAGAUCCAGUAGCAUGUUAUUUGAACAGUAGGUGGCCUGGUCUGUAACAUGUGUUUCCUCUGCCACAGAGCAUCCUCUACUACGUCACUCAUUCUCCUAAACUGGAGGAGUGGCUGGCCAAUGAGAUGGUGCAGGAGGCGCUGCGGCCCUGCCUAGGCCCUGCCUACGUGGACAGUGACCCGACCUUCAACCUGAACAUAGACGAAGACUACGACCACAGGGCCUCUGGUGUCACCCCCAGCGCCUUCUGUAUGGUCUACCUGGACUGGAUCCAGUACUGCAACAGCAGACGGCAGACGGUCAGUGUCCCUUGUCAUGUUACUGUUGAAUAGGUGACACGUUGUUGAUUUGACCAUUACUUCCCAUAUGUCAUUAGUGUCAUCAGCAGACUGACUUCAUGACGUGCUUCAUGUGUGUUUUGUGUUGUAGCCGGUGGAGGAGAGCGAGAGGGACUCUCCUCUGGUCACCCUGUGUUUUGGCCUGUGUGUCCUGGGGAGAAGGGCUCUGGGCACAGCCUCCCACAGCAUGUCUGCCAGGUAAGACCCAGGGCUAAACCCUCUGUCUGGCUGCUCUCUAACUGAAGGGAGCAUUUCUUCCUCUGUGAUACUGUAUACCAAAGGUGACUGUGUGUUUGUGCCCUGACUGUCAGCUUGGAGCCUUUCCUGUACGGCCUCCACGCCCUCUUCAAGGGGGACUUCCGCAUCACCUCUCCCAGGGAUGAGUGGGUGUUUGCAGACAUGGACCUGCUCAACAGGGUGGUGGCCCCCGGGGUGCGCAUGUCCCUCAAACUGCACCAGGUAAGACAUACUGGCGUGACUCAUUACAAACAGGAUAGUAUACAGCUUAAUGACCUCAAUGGUCCUCUGUAGCUCAAUUGGUAGAGGAUGGCGCUUGUAACGCCAGGGUAGUGGGUUCGAUCCCCGGUACCACCCAUACGUAAAAAUGUAUGCGCACAUGACUAAGUCGCUUUGGAUAAAAGCGUCUGCUAAAUGGCAUAUUAUUAUUAUAAUGUAAUGACAUCACCCACUGUAAGAAUUGACUGUAUUCAGACAGUAUGGUGGACAGAUCUGAGACUAAGAAGCUUAAUGAUGACAUCACCCACACUAAGCCCAUCGCUCUGCCCCCUCCCUAAAAGGAUCACUUCACGUCUCCAGACGAGUACGAGGACCCGGUGGUUCUGUACGACGCCAUCACGGCCAACGAAGAGAAGAUGGUGAUCAGCCACGAGGGCGACCCGGUGUGGCGCAGCGCCAUCCUGGCCAACAUGCCCUCGCUGCUGGCCCUGCGCCACGUCAUGGACGACGGCAGCGACGAGUACAAGAUCAUCAUGCUCAACAAGAGGUUCCUCAGCUUCAGGGUCAUCAAGGUCAACCGCAGCUUCUGUAGAGACUCACACAGUCAUAACUUGUUAGUGAUGUGCACUGAAAUGAACAGGGGGACAAUGGAGGCAUUGCUGUAGCAUGAUCAUAGAUCACAUUGAGACUGAAUGUCAUAACAUCAGUAGAUAUUUGUCAGGAAUGUUCAAGUGCUCUCUUGUUAACCCUGCUUCUAUCUCUAGUUGUGUGUCACCAGUUCUGGGUCAAAUCAAAUCACAUUUUAUUUGUCACGUACCGUGAAAUGCUUACUUACAAGCCCUUAACCAACAAUGCAGUAUUAAGAAAAUAGAGUUAAGAAAAUAUUUACAAAAUAAGCUAAAGUAAUAAAAAAAGUAACACAAUAAAAUAACAAUACCGAGGCUAUAUACAGGGGGUACCGAGUCAAUGUGCGUGGGUACAGGUUAGUCAAGGUAAUUCGUCCAUGUGAAGUGACUAUGCAUAGAUAAUAAACAGCGAGUAGCAGCAUUGUAAAAAAAUGCAAAUAGUCCAGAUGGUCGUCAAUGCAAAUAGUCCGGAUGGAUUAUGACUAUGUCAUAAUAUGGAUGGAUUGAUAGUCAUUUGAUGAAUUGUUCAGGUUUUUGGGGUAGAAGCAGUUAAGGAGCCUUUUAUACCUAGACUUGGCGCUCCGGUACCGCUUGCCGUGUGGUAGCAGAGGUCACUGGCAUAUUUGUGACUUAUUGUGCUCCUCCACCUGCUGACCCCCACUGUCCUGCCCCCUGCAGGUGAACAGGGAGUGUGUGCGCGGCCUGUGGGCAGGCCAGCAGCAGGAGCUGGUGUUCCUGCGGAACCGGAACCCUGAGCGUGGCAGCAUCCAGAACGCCAAGCAGGCCCUGAGAAACAUGAUCAACUCGUCAUGUGACCAGCCCAUCGGCUACCCCAUCUACGUGUCCCCCCUCACCACCUCCUUCGCAGGGGGGCACACCCAGCUCCGCUCCGUCUGGGGGGGGCCUGUCAGCCCCCAUAACAUCUACACCUGGCUCAUCAGCAGCUGGGAUGGGUACACUUACACUACACAGCCUUCAGUAGUCAUGCUAGGGCUGACAAACACACACGCAUAUAGACACACACACACACACAUACACACACACACACACACACACACACACAUAUACACACACACAUACAGUGGGGGGAAAAAAGUAUUUAGUCAGCCACCAAUUGUGCAAGUUCUCCCAUUUAAAAAGAUGAGAGGCCUGUAAUUUUCUUCAUAGGUACACGUCAACUAUGACAGACAAAAUGAGAUUUUAUUUUCUCCAGAAAAUCACAUUGUAGGAUUUUUAAUGAAUUUAUUUGCAAUUUAUGGUGGAAAAUAAGUAUUUGGUCAAUAACAAAAGUUUCUCAAUACUUUGUUAUAUACCCUUUGUUGGCAAUGACACAGGUCAAACGUUUUCUGUAAGUCUUCACAAGGUUUUCACACACUGUUGCUGGUAUUUUGGCCCAUUCCUCCAUGCAGAUCUCCUCUAGAGCAGUGAUGUUUUGGGGCAGUCGCUGGGCAACACGGACUUUCAACUCCCUCCAAAGAUUUUCUAUGGGGUUGAGACUGGCUAGGCCACUCCAGGACCUUGAAAUGCUUCUUACGAAGCCACUCCUUCGUUGCCCGGGCAGUGUGUUUGGGAUCAUUGUCAUGCUGAAAGACCCAGCCACGUUUCAUCUUCAAUGCCCUUGCUGAUGGAAGGAGGUUUUCACUCAAAAUCUCAUGAUGCAUGGCCCCAUUCAUUCUUUCCUUUACACGGAUCAGUCGUCCUGGUCCCUUUGCAGAAAAACAGCCCCAAAGCAUGAUGUUUCCACCCCCAUGCUUCACAGUAGGUAUGGUGUUCUUUGGAUGCAACUCAGCAUUCUUUGUCCUCCAAACACGACGAGUUGAGUUUUUACCAAAAAGUUAUAUUUUGGUUUCAUCUGACAAUAUGACAUUCUCCCAAUCCUCUUCUGGAUCAUCCAAAUGCACUCUAGCAAACUUCAGACGGGCCUGGACAUGUACUGGCUUAAGCAGGGGGACACGUCUGGCACUGCAGGAUUUGAGUCCCUGGCGGCGUAGUGUGUUACUGAUGGUAGGCUUUGUUACUUUGGUCCCAGCUCUCUGCAGGUCAUUCACUAGGUCCCCCGUGUGGUUCUGGGAUUUUUGCUCACCGUUCUUGUGAUCAUUUUGACCCCACGGGGUGAGAUCUUGCGUGGAGCCCCAGAUCGAGGGAGAUUAUCAGUGGUCUUGUAUGUCUUCCAUUUCCUAAUAAUUGCUUCCACAGUUGAUUUCUUCAAACCAAGCUGCUUACCUAUUGCAGAUUCAGUCUUCCCAGCCUGGUGCAGGUCUACAAUUUUGUUUCUGGUGUCCUUUGACAGCUCUUUGGUCUUGGCCAUAGUGGAGUUUGGAGUGUGAUUGUUUGAGGUUGUGGACAGGUGUCUUUUAUACUGAUAACAAGUUCAAACAGGUGCCAUUAAUACAGGUAACGAGUGGAGGACAGAGGAGCCUCUUAAAGAAGAAGUUACAGGUCUGUGAGAGCCAGAAAUCUUGCUUGUUUGUAGGUGACCAAAUACUUAUUUUCCACCAUAAUUUGCAAAUAAAUUCAUAAAAAAUCCUACAAUGUGAUUUUCUGGAUUUUAUUUUCUCAAUUUGUCUGUCAUAGUUGACGUGUACCUACGAUGAAAAUUACAGGCCUCUCUCAUCUUUUUAAGUGGGAGAACUUUCACAAUUGGUGGCUGACUAAAUACUUUUUUCCCCCACUGUAUACACACACACACAUAUACACAUACACACACACACACACACACACACACACAUAUACACACACACAGUCAGGUAUUCCUGCAAACUGCACAUACGCCAUGCACUGCUCUCUCUCUCACUCACUCACUCACACACAUACAGUGCAUUAGGAAAGUAUUCAGACCCCUUGACUUUUUCCAAAUUUUGUUACGUUACAGCCUUAUUCUAAAAUGGAUUAAAUACAUUUUCCCCCUCAUCAAUCUACACACAAUACCCCAUAAUGACAAAACGAAAACAGGUUUUUAGAAAUGUCUGCAAAUGUAUUACAAAUAAAAAACUAAAAUACAUGAUUUACAUAAGUAUUCAGACCCUUUGCUAUGAGUCUAGAAAUUGAGCUCAGGUGCAUCCUGUUUCCAUUUAUCAUCCUUGAGAUGUUUCUACAACUUGAUUGGAGUCCACCUGUGGUAAAUUCAAUUGAUUGGGCAUGAUUUGGAAAGGCAUACACCUGUCUAUAUAAGGUCCCACAGUUGACAGUGCAUCUCAGAGUAAAAAUCAAGCCAUGAGGUCGAAGGAAUUGUCCGUAAAGCUCCGAGACAGGACUGUGACGAGGCACAGAUCUGGGGAAGGGUACCAAAACAUUUCUGCAGCAUUGAAGGUCCCCAAGAACACAGUGGGUCGCCAUCAUUCUUAAAUGGAAGAAGUUUGGAACCAUCAAGACUCUUCCUAGAGCUGGCCGACUGGCCAAACUUAGCAAUCGAGGGAGAAGGGCCUUGGUCAAUGAGGUGACCAAGAACCCGAUGGUCACUCUGACAGAGCAUGGUGGUGGCAGCAUCAUGCUGUGGGGAUGUUUUUCAGCGGCAGGGACUGGGAGACCAGUCAGGAUCGAGGGAAAGAUGAAUGGAGCAAAGUACAGAGAGAUCCUUGAUGAAAACCUGCUCAGGGCCUCAGACUGGGGUGAAGGUUCACCUUCCAACAGGACAAAGACCCUAAGCACACAGCCAAGACGACACAGGAGUGGCUUCGGGACAAGUCUCUGAAUGUCCUUAAGUGGCCCAGCCAGAGCCCGGACUUGAACCUAAUCGAACAUCUCUGGAGAGACCUGAAAAUAGCUGUGCAGUGACACUCCCCAUCCAACCUGACAGAGUUUGAGAGUAUCUGCAGAGAAGAAUGGGAGAAUGUCUCCAAAUACAGGUGUGCCAAGCUUGUAGCGUCAUACCCAAGAAGACUUGAGGAUGUAAUCGCUGCCAAAGGGGCUUCAACAAAGUACUGAGUAAAGGGUCUGAAAACGUAUGUAAAUGUAAUAUUUAAGUUGUGUAUGUGUAUAUAUAUAUAUAUAUAUUUGCAACAUUUAAAAAACCUGUUUUUGCUUUGUCAUUAUGGGGUAUUGUGUGUAGAUUGAUGAGGAAAAAAACAACUAUUUAAUCCAUUUUAGAAUAAGGCUGUAACGUAACAAAAUGUGGAAAAAGUCAAGGGAUCUGAAUACAUUCUGAAUGCACCGUACAUGCGCAGCCACACACUCACCGUGUGUGAUAAGACUGUUCAAAUACCUGUGUCUCUCCUGCAGGUUACAGAAGGGUUGUGGAGCUGGGUGUAACAGUGGGGGUAACAUCGAGGACUCUGACUGCGGCGGCGGUUCCACCUCCAUCUCCAACAACCCAUCCGCUCACACCACCCAGAGCACCCCGGCCUCCAGCCUGCCCCUUCCACAGCCCCACUUCACCUCCAUCCACCCCCCCAUGGGUGAGCCCAGGACCCUACCGCUCAACUACAACCUCUAAUGAUGUCUGCUGUUCAGCUGCAGCUAGCUAUUAUAACAUCAAUACUGUCAGUAUGCUGAUAACACAGCAAUGUUUGUAUAAUGAUUAUAUUUUGUAAUGAAGUGAAUUAAAUAACUCUCCUUGUCUCCGUAGGAACUGACAACCCUGUGGGCCCGACCCCCACAUGGCCCCACCACCCUCAGCCCCUCCCCUUGGCUCUGCUCAGCCAGUCAGAGGGCAGGAUGGACGCUGGGCUAGUCACCUCCCUCCACCGGACCUCGUCCAUCCAGGGUCUCCUGGGACAGCACCUGUCCAGCUCCCAGCUGUCCUUCAGCAGCUCUGUGGUCAUGCCUCCCCUGCCCAGCCCAGGCAGCUUCCUGGACGGAGGGCACAGAGGGUCCGGGCGGGCAGGACUGGGACAUGGCCUGGGGCAGGGCAGCGGGCUGCCCUACGAGGGCCUCUACGGGAAGUGGAGCCUGUCAGGCAGGAAGGGCUUCAACGGGCCAACCGCAACUGAGAGCGACGGUGGAGCUUCUCAGUUCAUACGGACACAGGUGAGGAUGGUGAAACAACGUAACAUGUUGUGUGAAGGUAGAACAGACACUGAGUGUACAAAACAUGACCAGUUGAAUCCAGGUGAAAGCUAUGACCCUAAUUGAUGUCACUUGUUAAAUCCACUUCAAUCAGUGUAGAUGAAGGGGAGGAGACAGGUUAAAGAAGGAUUUCUAAGCCUUGAGACAAUUUAAGACAUGGAUUACAAAAUAUUUAAGUGCCUUUGAAAGGAGUAUGGUAGUAGGUGCCAAGCGCACCGGUUUGUGUCAAGAACUGCAACGCUGCUGGGUUUUUCACGCUCAACACUUUCCCAUGUGUAUCAAGAAUGGUCCACCACCCAAAGGACAUCCAGCCAACUUGACACAACUGUGGGAAGCAUUGGAGUCAACAUUGGCCAGCAUCCCUGUGAAAUGUUUUCAACACCUUAGGAAGGUGUCCUUAAUGUUUUGUACACUCAGUAUAUAGUGUGUGUUGGAAGGUAGAAAAUAUAGUCUGUGUUGGAAGGUGCAGCAUGCUGUCAACAGCGUGACAACAGUCUUUUUGAACACCAGGAGAAUAAUGUAGCUACAAUACAUGCCCUCUUACACCAGGAUGUUAUGGCUUUGAGAUUAACUUAAUGAUGGUCGUAUGUUGCGAUGGAAACUCAAGAGGUUUCAUUAGUUGAGGAUAUUUACAUCUGUGUUUCAGUCUACUCCUCCUGCACUGCCACCUAGGGCCAGCCCAACACAGGACCCCCUGGGGGUCACCCAGUCCACUGAGACCACGCCCCCCAGCCCUGCCCCCAGGGAGGAGUCCACCGAGCUGCCUUUACUUGAGCACCUGGGCUGA